This is a messenger RNA of Plenodomus lingam JN3, 171 nucleotides long. The record is from RefSeq and is a predicted model, not a curated record. Lineage: Eukaryota; Fungi; Ascomycota; Dothideomycetes; Pleosporales; Leptosphaeriaceae.
AUGUCCUUGACCUUUUUUUUAUGCUUCUCCGCGCCCGUGUUUCAGAUGUACGCCAGCGUGUGUUGUUUCGGAGAUUAUGAUUGGUGGUCUUCAGGUCUGGAGGCUGACGAUUGUUCUCAUCUCAUUUUGGAUACCGAGGCGCUCAAAGUCGAAGUCUUCCCUCGUGCGUAA